Molecule: messenger RNA, 2735 nt
Organism: Trichoderma virens Gv29-8
Lineage: Eukaryota; Fungi; Ascomycota; Sordariomycetes; Hypocreales; Hypocreaceae
Exons: 1
Coding region: 1-2346 (781 amino acids)
Source: RefSeq, a predicted model, not a curated record
AUGUCUCUCUCUCGCCCUCUAAGAUAUUAUCCGCCUGAGGAUACCAACAAUAGCAAGAAACCCAUCGGGUUCGAGAACUUGUGCCGCGUAUGCAACAACUUCCAGUACUGUGAAGACUUCGAACGAGUGCACGCAUUAGAUGGCCGUCGCACCCAGCGAACCCGAAUUCGCGGAGAUGCUAAAUUCUAUAUCAUCACCCUUUUCACGAAUCACCUCCUCCGUGAUAGUAAGAAUGAACACGGAGACGACGACGACCAGUACGCGACCAUCGAGGAUGCCGACAGGCUCCGUGACUGUCCAUACUGCCGAUUGAUUUUCAACGCUCUCAACCUCUUCUUCAAAGACGGUACCACAAACUGGAGAGAGGAUGCCAGGGAGUGUUCUACCCUCUGCGUCGAGGUCAAGAUUCGACCAGGCCAGCCCCUGGUAUUGGGUUGCCAAAUGGCCUUCAUUGUCCAUCACGAAUUCACCCUUCUUCGAGCUGAUGUUGAAGUCUUCACCCUGGAUCGGGGCUCUUUGACCGAUUCUGACUUCCCCUGCGUGGAAAUGGAGUUCCCAGAAAACGAGGACACGCAAAAACACCGUGCAAGUGAAGGCUUCUUUCGAUACUGGUUCCGAGGCUGUUCGAAUCACAAGGACGCCACGGACCAAUGCUAUAGCAUCCCUAAUCGGUUGCUCUAUCUCGACUAUGACAACGAUGAUGUUGUACUGUGGGAGCGUAUGUCCAACCCGCCGGGAAUGCCAGACGUCCCGGAGCGGAUAGAGUACGCGACCCUGAGCCAUACUUGGGUCAAUACCGACCCAGGGGUUCCUAAACUCCUCAAAUCCAACAUAGACGAGUGGAAGGAUGAGGGCAGGACGAUUUCCGGCUUGCCUGCGGCUAUUAGAGACGCUGCCAGGGUCGCACACCUCAACGAUAUUCAUUUCCUCUUUGUCGACUCCCUGUGCAUUAUCCAGGACAGCCAAGAGGAUCUCAGGAUGCAACUACCCAUGAUGGGCAGCUACUUUCGAGAUUCCAUCCUGACUAUUGUGGCAGCAUCAGCUCUUACGGUGAAUGAUGCGUUUCUCCAUCCUCCAAAGAAGGACUGGAUCACCAAGCAGCUUGAAUUUGUAGCCCCAAGCGGUGCCGAAGCUACCAUGACGCUGCGUAGAAAGUUCUCCCGUCCCGAGACCCCCUUGGAUGCCCUCGACAAGUCAUCGCAUAUUGUUAAAAUUGCCCCCGGGUCGUUUCGGCGAACCGGUCCGCUCUACGGACGACACUGGUGCCUUAACGAAGCUCUCCUGGGAACUCGCGUAAUUCACUUCACGUCGGCUGGGGUCAUGGCCCAGUGCAAACGCCAUGACUGUACUCGCGAAGGGGUCAAGGAGUACAGGAGGGCCGAUUGGACCCAAGGGAUGCCGGAGAGAUACGGGGCCCGCGAUGCGUCGGAAUUGUGGCUUCAUGCCGUUGAGUUCCAUACCUCGUGCGAAAUGCUCCGCGCAGAAGACAGACUUUCCAAGUUAUCAGCCUUGGCCUCCAUGUCUGACAUGGGAAUUCAAGACCGGUAUGUCGCAGGCCUCUGGGAGAAGAGCAUGACCACGGGUCUGCUGUGGGAGGUGAACUUUCGCCCAGGCCAAACUAACACGAACAAGAUCAAGAUAACUCUGCCCUUCAAGAAGCAAAAGGCGCCGUCCUUCUCUUGGGCCUCUGUUGAUACGCCGGUUGUGUGGCGACACAAGCACUGGACUGCCAGGCCCGAGGCAAGAAUCACUGGGUGUGGCAGCAUCCCCACGGACCCCAAUGACCCAUGCGGCAGCGUUGAUGGAGCCUGGAUUCAUGUGGAAGGCCUUUUGCUGGAGUGUGAAGUCAGCCAGACGCUCGCGGGCGCCGGAGGAGACCGCUGGCAGCUUGCCCACUUUAUCUGCAAGGACGAUAGAACGAUUAAGACGUAUCCCUUUGUUGGAGAUGGUGCGCUUGCCACGGUCAAGUCUAAGGGGGCUCUGGAGCUGCUGCGUGUACGACAUGCUGCCAAAACUAGACUGCGGUUGUUGAAGAAGGGGCUGCUGGGCGAAAAGCAACGCAACCCGCGCCUUACGCGUGCAUUCUUGACGCGGAACCUUUUCGAGUAUCAGCGCAAUGUUCUGGGGCCCAAGACAACCAGAGGGAUGGCGUUUGUGCUUUGUAUCAGGCAGAGAGGAGACUAUGAUGAGAUGCGUGGGGGCAUGAUAUUCGAUAGGUGGGAUGGGCUGGUGUUGACUCGGUCGAUGAGAUACCUCGGAUUGUUUGAGCGGAUUGGCUGCAUUAGAGAUUUGCCGAGUACGAUGCUCGACUUUAAUGACCCGUUUUACUCCGUUACAAUAGUCUAGGGCCAUCUUGGGGAAAUGACGGGUGUCUUGGUUUUCCUUGGAGUUUGUUUGUGUUUUUGGUUGGCCAGCUGUGACUGGAGGUUUCUUAUGUAGUCGGAUUUCCUUGGUGCGUUUCCUUGGUGCGUUUCCUUGGUGUGUUUUCCUUGGUGUGUUUUCCUUGGUGUGUUUUCCUUGGUGUGUUUGUCUCGUCAGUUUCUUUUCUUUUAUUGGGUGCUGAUUUGUUCGAGAGGUAUUGUGAAUGGGGAGAAGAGAGAAACAGAAAAGGUGAAGAAUAAAAAAAGGAGCGAGAGGGAGAACGUGGAGGAGGCGGAGGAAAAGAGAAAACGAGGUUUGAGGGAGAGGGAAUUAGAUGAGAAGAUUUCUUUAUUCUUUUUACCAAUUCAAUGCCG